Messenger RNA from Lates calcarifer (barramundi perch), 6170 nucleotides. RefSeq names its product RAS p21 protein activator 2 (gene rasa2). The coding region runs from base 16 to 2742 and encodes 908 amino acids. Gene Ontology annotation, biological process: regulation of GTPase activity; intracellular signal transduction. The record is from RefSeq and is a predicted model, not a curated record. The transcript is spliced from 24 exons. Lineage: Eukaryota; Metazoa; Chordata; Actinopteri; Centropomidae.
CCCAAGCGUUGCAUAAUGAACAACAUUACAGAGACGCCUCAAAUCCCCUUUAAAGCUCCUACCACCUCCAGGUUGAAGUAUUGGCCAAAGCGAGGCGCUCGACUUUUGAGGAAGCUUGAUAUUUCUCCAGGCGUUUUUAAGACAUCAGUGUGUACGGGACCUGACGUGACGCGGCAGUGGGGCUGUCUUUUCUCCGCUCUGCCCGCAUUCAUAAACGGAUAUGAUAACCCAGCGCUGAAAGCACCGGAGCAGCGACAACAGUCAGCUCUGACCAUGGCGGAAGAGGACGACGCGAGGAUUCGGAUUUUACAGAGCCUUCGGGGUAAAAUAUGUGAAGCUAAGAACCUGGGUCCAGUCUCAGGUCCAAAUCGACAAAGGGAUCUCUGUACCUUUUGCACCAUAAGUCUGGAUCAGGAGGAGGUGUUUCGCACCAAGGUGUAUGACAAAAGCGUCAGCCCUUUCUAUGGAGAGGACUUCUACUUUGAGAUCCCACGUCCGUUUCAGUGUUUAUCCUUCUAUGUUUAUGCCAAGAGCGUUUUCCAGAGGGACCUACCUGUUGGCAAAGUGUCAAUUAGGAAGGAUGACCUGUGUAAAUACAGUGGGAAGGAGCACUGGUUAAGCCUUCAGCCAGUCGAUCCUAACUCAGAAGUCCAGGGUAAGGUUCACCUUGAGAUGCGAUUGAAUGAAGUGAUCACGGAGAACGGCUCAGUAGGUCAGCACUUAGUGGUCCGGAUAAUAGAGUGCCAGGAGCUGCCUUUGAUCAGUGGGCAGAACUGCGACCCCUAUGCCACCGUGUCACUCGUUGGACCUGCCAGGUCUGACCAAAAGAAGACAAAGGUAAAGAAGAAAACCAGCAACCCUCAUUUUGAAGAGACCUUCUUUUUUGAGGUCACACGGUCCAGCAGCUACUCUAAAAAGUCUCAUUUCCAAGUGGAGGAAGAGGACAUUGAAAAACUUGAGAUCAAAGUUGAUUUGUGGAACAAUGAGAAUUUGGCUCAGGAUGUGUUUCUGGGGGAGACACGAGUCCCCGUCAAGAUCCUGCGAAAUGACCACAUCCACAAAGCCUGGUAUCUCCUCCAGCCUAAAGGGAACGGCAGCAAGUCCAAGUCUGAUGAUUUAGGAUCCUUGCGUUUGAAGCUGACCUACAUAGAAGACACGGUGCUGCCAUCUGCCUGCUACACACCACUCUGCAACCUGCUGCUCAAAUCCCCAGAUGUGAAGCCCAUCUCAGCGUCAGCAGCGCACAUCCUGGGGGACAUCUACAGAGAGCGGUAUGAGGCUGUUCUGCCCAUGGUUCGACUGCUGCUCCACCACAAUCGCUUUGUGCCUUUUGUCUCUGCUGUGGCGGCGCUGGAGCUGGACAACACUCAAGAGGCUAACACUAUAUUCCGUGGCAACUCACUGGCAACACGCUGCAUUGAUGACAUGAUGAAGAUUGUGGGAAAGAAUUACCUGGCCGUUACCCUGAAGCCUGUAAUAGAUGAGAUUUGUGAAUCUAACAAAACAUGUGAGAUCGACCCUGUUAAACUAAAGGAAGGAGACAACGUAGAGGUCAACAAGGAGAACCUACAGGGUUAUGUCCAGAAAGUCUUUUCCUCUAUCACCCAGUCCAGCUCGACCUGUCCCCCACUCAUGUGUGAUGUCUUCAGGUCACUGAGACACUUGGCCUGCAAACGUUUCCCAGCUGACCCUCAUGUUCAGUACUCGGCCGUCAGCAGCUUUGUGUUCCUGCGGUUCUUCGCAGUCGCUGUCCUUUCUCCUCACUCUUUCCAGCUCCGUUCCCAUCAUCCUGAUCCCGAGAUUGCCCGCACACUCACUCUCAUCUCAAAAACCAUCCAGACUCUGGGCAGCUGGGGUAGUUUGUCAAAAAAACUGUCUAGUUUCAAAGAAACCUACAUGUAUGACUUCUUCAAAUCAUUCCAAGAGGACAAAUGUAUUGAAAAAGUUAAAAAGUUUCUCGAUGAGAUCUCCUCCAACGUCAGCAAGGAGUCCAGCGGACUGGAGGACGCAGUGGUUCUCAAAGAGGGGGAAGUACAGAAACGCGCCCAGGGGAGAAAACGCCUUGGGAAGAAAAACUUCAAAAAGAGAUGGCUUAGAGUGACCAACAGGGAGCUCUCCUACCAUAAACAAAAAGGGAAAGAGGCCCUCUGCACCAUCAACGUCAAAAAUAUCAAGGCGGUGGAGAAACUGGAUGAAAGUGCCUUUAACCGCAAAAAUAUGUUUCAGGUGGUCCACUCUGAGAAACCUCUGUACGUGCAAGCAGGAAACUGUGUGGAGGCCAGCGAGUGGUUGGAGGUCCUGGGCCAGGUCAGCCGCUGCAACGAAGGACGCCUGGCCACCUUCCACCCAUCAAAUUACACCGGUGGAGCCUGGCAGUGCUGCAAAAACCAGAGCAACAACGCACCAGGCUGCAAGCCCUGCACAACCACCAUGCUGGCCAACCUGCAGCUGGACAUAGACUGUGACCGGGAAACAGAGAGAAUUUUCUCCCUUCUCUCUUCAAACGACACCAAACUGCAGGACAUGGAGGACGCGUGUGCCAGUAUGGCGGUGUACCAGGGCCCUCAGCGGGAGCAGGAGGAGUACUCCAAGUUCACCAUUCAGGAACCCAAAGAGACCUUUCAGACACUCAAACAGCUCCGCAACGUCAUGGAGGAACUUCAGAGGCAGCACAACAUCAGGAACGACACCACAGCACAGUACGGCAGCCUGAACAACCCGAUAGUGGGGAAAACCUCCUAACCAGCAGGUGUGGCCUGAGACGGUCAUAGCAGCAGGUGUCAGCGCACCACAAAGAGCACCACAGUAACACACUGGUGUCUUGAAGAAACCCCAGGAGGGGUUGUCCCAGAGAACGGCUGCUGCAUGUCCAGGAGAAGAACAACUGAUACACCCUGACCUCUAGACACCAUGACUCCACUACAGCUAAGGGAAGUGGAUGGAUUGUGAGCUUUUUUCCAGGAUCUCUCCUCAAAAAAAAAAAAAAAAAACGAACCCACUUAGUUGUCCUCCCCCUCCCCCUGUCCUCUCCACUGCAGGUUCCUUAUAGAGAGACUCUUCCCUGUCUUAAUUUACGCCCUCUUUUAAGUCUCCAGCUGUAUGAGAAAAGCAUCUUUAGAUGUGAGAGUGUGAAUAGGCUGCUAUUUUUUUUUUUAUUCACCUAGUUUUAUAUCAACAGCUGUGAUGAUACUCUCCCAAUCUUUUAACAUUUUGCUCUGACAUCUCUGACAUCUCUGUUUGCUAAUUGAUUGAUAGUUGACCUUUUUGGACAACCGUCCUCUACUUGUGCCCGAGUACACUUAAAUCUUUCUCCAUUCUUAGUGUCCUCUCUCUCCUCUGAACAAAUGUGUGUAUAUAUUUUUUCAGAGUGUAGUUAAGUAGAUGAAACCGAUCUGCCUUACUUUGAUGGAUAUUUCUUUCGCAUUAAAUGCUGAGGGAAUAAUGCAGAAGCACUUUAAAUAUUUGGAGCUCUCCAAAUGAAAAAUGACUAGAUACUUGGUAUCAGCUUUCCCCUCUUUUGAUCAGUUACAUGAUCUCGAGUACAUUUUUGUCUCAUUCCUAUAUAAUAACAGCGAUAGACUGUAGUUUUUAAGAUAUUUUUCUUGACCAAAGACUAUUUCUCAUAGGUUUGACUUGAAAAAAAAAUUAAUGUAUUUUGAAUACAAAUGUUUUAAAAAUGGAGACGAAUUAUAUAUAUAUCGAUAUAUAUAUAUAUAUAUAUAUAUAUUUGGUUUAUGUGUGUGUUUUUUGCUAACAUAUUCUGACUUAAUGCUGAUUGCAUGCGUUCAGUUGUGAAUCUUCAUGUGGUGGUGCACAAUUAUAUUUCGCUGUGAUUGUGAAUUGUAUUGGUACGGUGUACAUCAGAUCUGUGUUAUCAUGCCUAGAGCAUUGCAACAUAUCUAUAGUGGCUUAUGAAAGAAAUGAUGGAGGAAAUGCAAUGAGAUUAACAAAUGGGGCCCUGUUAUCCCUAAAUUAAUACCCGACAAUCAUGGCAACAAACAGAUACAUUGUGUCCUUCUUUUUUUUUUAAGCCAGCAGUCGUGCAUCACUCCAGAAUCUGCUCCAGAGAAUUUGUGUGAAAUGCGACGCUCUGUGGUUUAGUUUAACUUUUUCAUAGCUGUUGGUCAUAGCACUCCACUGCCAAAACAGUCAAGAAAAGUCAGUGUGGUAAAUAAGUAAAAACAACAAAAAAGGAUGAUAAUAAUAAUAAUAAUAAUAAUAAUAAUAAUAAACACUAUUACACUCUUUGUCCUGGACAACUUUUUAUCCCAACAAAUGUAUGUAAAUGCCAAAUGAGUAAAUAUACUCAGAUGUUAUAUGAUAGUGAUUCAGAAAACCAAAACCUCAAAAUUUUAGGUUGCAACUUUUUAAACCUUUUUACUGUUUUUCUAUCGAUGAAUCAACAAAUCACUUUCGUGCUGGAGAAAACUGAUGAGAAAAGUCAAACUCUGAUUCAAUCCUGGUUUUUCCUUGUUUAUCGUUUUUCAUAUUUUGCCCAUUUGAACAAUGAAGUGUUGAAAGAUAGAUACAAAAGAAACUUGAAUUUAUUUUAACAACAGUUGCUAAUGUUAAUAAUACAGGGUUUAGCAUGUUUUUGUUUUGUUUUUUGUUUGGUUGGCUUUCUUUUGGUUCGAUUUUUUUUUUUUUUUUUUUGCUCGUGGAAUAAGUUGUUUUGUCUUUGGUCCGUCAUAUAUUUCUAACAUGCAUGUCUUGUAUAUCUUGUAUAUUUAACAAUAUAUUUUUAUAGGAAAAUGUUUUUUGUAUCUUUUUUUUUUAAACACUGAUUUAAUGUGUUGUUAUACUGGCAGGGUACCUUGUUCUUUGUCUGCAGCACUUCCUUGAGACUGGCCGCUUUUUUUGUUGUUGUUUUUGUCCCUUCACUGACUGUACGUGGUCGUAGCUGCUGCCAAACCUCCACUUGUCGAUAGCUUAACGCAGUGUUACUGAAGUGAAUACUUUGUGUGUGUGUGUGUGUGUGUGUGUGAGUGAGUGUGUGUGUGAUGUCCCACUGAGCUGCAGCUGGCACUGACUGUGUUCACAUGCAGGCUGUAAGUGAGUGAACUGCCUAAUCAGAGCCAAAAUACAAAUGUAAAAUGGUUGAUUUUAAGAAAUUAAUCAUUGGAUGAUCUUUGCCUAUGCUCUAAGUUUUCAGUCGGACAAGGUUGAAAAAACAAAACUACUCUGGACCAAAUUUCCACAACAAUAUAUGGAUCUGAAUCUGAACUAAUCAGAGCAUAAAGCUGUUGUUAUAUAUUGUAUAAGCUUGCAUGUCAACUCCUGGUUUUAAUAUGGGGCCAGUAAACUAGAGGUUGAUGUCCUCUGGUCGUGUGCUCAUUUUCAUAUGAAGGUGAACACGUUUUGGGUUUUUAUUUCCAUUCACUUGGUCAAUGAAUUAUUCUUUUAUCUGCUUUUAAUAAGGGAUCUCCCCCCCUCCCCAUUUGUUUUCCCAUGUCAGUGCAUUGUCCUGAAAUAAAAAGCAGUCUUUGUCAGUUCAUGGAUGAGAUGCAUGUGGAAACAACACGAAGUGGCCUGGUAGUGGUUGAAGUGCAUUUAGCACAGCAGCCGUCUUGACUUUCGCACGUUGGACUGUGGCCAAGAGUCAUAUCAUAACAUCACAACUGAGAGAAAUAUUCAGAUUCGCUUUGAACUAUCAGAGAAAUAACAUCAAUCAGGGCAGUUGCCAACUCGCACAUCUGAUGUGGCUUUCUGAGGUCUUUGUAUUAAUUAUGGAAAUGAGAAGAAGUCCAGGUUUAUGCAAGAACAAAAACUGAUUUCAGGGCUCUGUAAUCCAAGUUUUCUCUGAAAGCACGGCAACAAUAUACACAUUUCUUUUCAAAUACAGGCGGAAAAUUGCAAAACAAUAUUUUUUUUCCCCCACAUCAAUCAACUUACAUCUGUUCUGCCAUAGCAGAGUGUGAGUACAAAAGACAGUCUGACACCUUUAUAGGAUUUUUUUAUUUUUACAUGUAAAAGUUUAUUUUUGACCAGUGUACAGUCAGUAGUAACAAAGCAUAUCUUCAUAUCUCUCAUUCAGUUCUUCUGAAUGUCUCUAUACUGCUUCAAUACAGUAGCUGUUUUAUACUAAUGAAACAUUUUUAUUUUCCAUACAUGGUCUUUUUUGUGUCCAUUUGAAUCAAUUUACAAUAAACGCUUUGCCAAUGCUUCUCAUA